UAUAAAUAGUUUUGUAAUUGUUAACAAUGAUUUACACUCGAAUUUACUUAUCAAAUUAAUCAAUGACAUAUCUUUUUAGUAAACAUUAAAUUUCCGGUCAGCAAAAUAGCCAGUAGCACAUUUGAGGGCACUCGAAAAUUGCCUUAUCAAUGAAUGUUCAACGAAGCGCGAACAUAGCAUAAAGAAACCGCGUGUUAAAGGGACGUCUGAUUAUUUCAGUUUGAUCAUUCGAGGAGGUAACACACAUGUCGGAAAUGCGUUUAGGAAGGGUUAACUAGUUAAAAAUCCGAUUUAUUUUCCUGUUGUUGAACUUUUAUUUUCUGAUAAAUGAGUCACAAAUUUUGAUUGGUCAAUCCUGAAAAAUCCUGACAUACUUUAAGCAUAUGAUAAGUGGAUUGUAUAUAUGUACAUGUGGUUUAUAAUAUGUUGAUAUCAUAACUAAAUCCGUCGCAGUAUGAAAACAAUGUGACUCAUUGGAUUUAAAUAUUUAACUUUGGGAAUUAUUGGAAUUUGAUAUAAAGACAUUAUUUCUCUUAAAAAAAAUCAUUGAUUUUAGAGUGGAGUUUUAGUUACAGUAGAAAAUUCUCACGAUUGUCGAUUGGACAAUUCAAAUAUACAGAAAGCUACACAUUUGAGUUUAAAAGUUUUUGUGAAUGGUUUUCAUUGUGAAAUGAACGAACAUUAGUUAUAGAACGAGUGACAAAGUGUUAGAAACAUCAGUUUUGUGUCACAUUUGAUUUAAGUUAAGUACGACAAACUGUUAAAUAUGGGAGCUAAUAAUUCCCUUGCCGAGGAUGAUCCUAGAAGGAACUUUGAUCAUAAGGAUAAAUAUACAACUUCAGCUAAAUACAGACUUAGUUAUCAUGGAGUUUCUAACGCUAAAGGUAAACCACCACCGCCAGAAGGGACACCAUCAUUAAGGAACAUCACUCAUAAUUCAUUGACUGUCGUCUGGUCACCACCUCAGGGUCAGAGAAUAGACACAAUUUUAGCCUAUAGAGUGGAAAUUUACAAUGCGACAACAAGAAGGUGGAAAGUUGUCACAAGUUGUUGUCAGGGUAAUUCAUAUGAUGUCAAAGACCUAAAACCUGAUUCGGAAUAUUGUCUUCGAAUUCGAGCCGAAAAUUUGUUUGGUUGGAGUAAACCGAGUCAGUCUACCCAUAUGGUACGAACUCGAUCUUUGCCUAACAGACGCUCCAUGUUCGAACAGGAGGAGGCUAAAAACACUAAACUAGUACGAAGACAUAGCUACAAUAUCAAAAUCGAGGCUAAUGUUGCCACCAUGUUGUUCAAUAAAACCGAAGAAAGUGGAAAUUGCAAUACUAUUGGGACUUUUCCCAUGCGGAGAAACGGAAAUACAAGAAUGUCUCUUCCCAUCCAAAGAAGAACCGUUGCUAGCUUGCUUCCUGGAUCUCGCCGUGAAAGCACUUGCAGUAUACGUGACACUCGCCGAAGGUCGAUAGAAGAAUCUUCAGUUUGCACUGAUGAAACGGACGAAUCAUUAAAAUCACUCAAAUUGCAUCGUAUUUCCAUGUCAACAGAAGAAGAUUCGUGUGCGCGGUCAACUUCGUCGACGUCGAUGACGUCAAUUCCAGAAAUGCAAGAAGAAGAUUCGUUUGAACAUUUAGAAUGUAAAAAUAAUAAAGAGGAAUAUUGGAAACAAAACUGGUUAUCGCCGACCCACGAAGUUAGCCAUGAUGAUAUUUUAAAAUCGCCAUAUUCCGAUGACACAAAACUUUCAAUGUUUUCACGAUCUCCAAUGCAAAGACAGUCCAAUCAUUUCAGUGACUUAACAGAGACCAACAAACUUUCUCAGUACGACAUUGACAGUGAUUCUCAGAUUUGGAAAGGAAAAGACGACGUUCCAUUAGAUAAUGAAAACAUUUCUGAUCUCCGUUCACUACGGGAUAUACUGUGUUCAAAUGACCUGAUGGUCAAAACGCUCAAUGCUGACAACAACGGAAAUUAUUGCAAUAAACUUUACAAUAAUGUUAUUCACGAAGUGGACGAGGAAAAUGUGACGAUGGACAUAGUCUCAACAUUGUAACCCGCACUGUUGUAGUCAUGGAAACAAUUUGCUUUAAAAACAUAUUUCCAAUGUUAACCGAUCUCAUGUCAGUGACCUUCUUUCCUUUUUUCGAAGAUUUCGGGACCAAAGAAGGAAUGCUUCAUAUAAUGGAAUUCAGUGUUUAUUUUUAUUUUCCCUUUGCUAUGCUAACCAAAGAAGGUUAUUUAUUUUUGUGGUGCAAAUCGUGCAAUUGAUAGUCCCAAUGUUUAACAAAAUAGCAUUUCACACUGCUUUACAAACAUUUGUUAUCAUAUAUUUAAAUGAACAUUAUUUAUUUUAAUUAUAAAAGAUAUUUUAAAGUUA
Molecule: messenger RNA, 2371 nt
Organism: Mytilus californianus (California mussel)
Lineage: Eukaryota; Metazoa; Mollusca; Bivalvia; Mytilida; Mytilidae
Product: titin-like
Exons: 2
Coding region: 767-2047 (426 amino acids)
Molecular function (GO): protein binding
Source: RefSeq, a predicted model, not a curated record